Molecule: messenger RNA, 2258 nt
Organism: Phodopus roborovskii (desert hamster)
Lineage: Eukaryota; Metazoa; Chordata; Mammalia; Rodentia; Cricetidae
Gene: Pck2
Product: phosphoenolpyruvate carboxykinase 2, mitochondrial
Exons: 10
Coding region: 173-2095 (640 amino acids)
Biological process (GO): propionate catabolic process; cellular response to glucose stimulus; gluconeogenesis
Cellular component (GO): cytosol
Molecular function (GO): phosphoenolpyruvate carboxykinase (GTP) activity; GTP binding; manganese ion binding
Source: RefSeq, a predicted model, not a curated record
GGCGAGAGAACCAGCUAGGUACCGCCCCGGCGCCUGCCCGCCUCCUUUUUAAGCGCCUCCCGCCUAACCUCAGCUCCCUUUGGUUUUGCCUCGCUCCUUCCUUCCCCGCCUUCCUUGUCUCCCCCGACUGCACUGGUUCCUGUGGCCACCCUGCAGCGCCAGCCCAGGUGCCAUGGCUGCUAUGUACCUCCCGAGUCUGCGGUUUAGCUGGCAUGGGCUGAGGCCCUCAUGCUGGUCACAGUGCCGUAGCAUCCAAACCCUGCGUGUGCUCAGUGGAGAUCUGGGCCAGCUGCCAACUGGAGUCCGGGACUUUGUGGAGCGCAGUGCCCGUCUGUGCCAACCAGAGGGCAUCCACAUUUGUGAUGGGACUGAGGCUGAGAACACAGCCACACUGGCCCUGCUGGAAGAGCAGGGUCUUAUCCGGAAGCUCCCCAAGUAUAAGAACUGCUGGCUGGCUCGCACAGACCCCAAGGAUGUGGCACGGGUAGAAAGCAAGACGGUGAUUGUAACUCCUUCACAGCGGGACACAGUGCCCCUCCUGGCUGGUGGGGCCCAUGGGCAGCUGGGCAACUGGAUGUCCCCAGAUGAAUUCCAGCGAGCUGUGGACGAGAGAUUUCCAGGAUGCAUGCAGGGCAGAACCAUGUAUGUGCUUCCAUUCAGCAUGGGUCCCGUGGGCUCCCCACUGUCCCGCAUUGGAGUGCAGCUCACAGACUCAGCCUAUGUGGUGGCAAGCAUGCGUAUUAUGACCCGCCUAGGAACACCUGUACUUCAGGCCCUGGGAGAUGGUGACUUCAUCAAGUGUCUGCAUUCAGUGGGCCAGCCCCUGACUGGGCAUGGGGAUCCUGUGAGCCAGUGGCCAUGCAAUCCAGAAAAAACCCUGAUUGCACACGUACCAGACCAGCGGGAGAUCGUCUCCUUCGGCAGCGGCUAUGGUGGUAACUCCUUGCUGGGCAAGAAGUGCUUUGCCCUGCGCAUCGCCUCUCGCCUGGCCAGGGAUGAGGGCUGGCUGGCAGAGCACAUGCUGAUUUUGGGGAUCACCAACCCUGCAGGGAAAAAGCGCUAUGUGGCAGCUGCUUUCCCCAGUGCCUGUGGCAAAACCAAUCUGGCUAUGAUGCAGCCUGCAUUGCCAGGCUGGAAAGUAGAGUGUGUCGGGGAUGACAUCGCAUGGAUGAGGUUUGACGGUGAAGGUCAACUCCGGGCCAUCAACCCUGAAAAUGGCUUCUUUGGGGUGGCCCCUGGCACCUCUGCUACCACCAAUCCCAAUGCCAUGGCCACAAUCCAGAGCAACACCCUUUUCACCAAUGUGGCCGAGACCAGUGAUGGUGGUGUGUACUGGGAAGGCAUUGACCAGCCUCUUCCACCUGGUGUCACUGUAACCUCUUGGCUCGGGAAGCCCUGGAAACCUGGUGACAAGGAACCUUGUGCACAUCCAAAUUCACGAUUUUGUGUCCCGGCUCGCCAGUGUCCCAUCAUGGACCCAGCCUGGGAAGCACCAGAGGGUGUCCCUAUUGAUGCCAUCAUCUUUGGAGGCCGCAGACCCAAAGGAGUACCUCUGGUGUAUGAAGCCUUCAGCUGGCGCCAUGGGGUGUUUGUAGGUAGCUCCAUGCGCUCCGAGUCCACCGCAGCUGCUGAACACAAAGGAAAGAUCAUUAUGCAUGAUCCCUUUGCCAUGCGGCCUUUUUUUGGCUAUAACUUUGGACACUAUCUCCAACACUGGCUGAGCAUGGAGGGACACAAAGGAGCCCGGCUGCCUCGUAUCUUCCACGUUAACUGGUUCCGGCGAGAUGAAGCAGGCCGCUUCCUGUGGCCAGGUUUUGGGGAGAAUGCUCGUGUGCUAGACUGGAUCUGCAGACGAUUAGAAGGAGAAGACAGUGCCCAAGAGACUCCCAUUGGGCUAGUACCGAAGGAAGGAGCCCUGGAUCUCAAUGGCCUCAAAGCAAUAGACACCAUUCAGCUGUUCUCUAUCCCCAAGGACUUCUGGGAACAGGAGGUUCGUGAUAUUAGGAGCUACCUGACAGAGCAAGUUAACCAGGAUCUGCCCAAAGAGGUGCUGGCUGAGCUGGAGGCUUUGGAGGGGCGUGUGCGAAGAAUGUGACCUGAGGCUCUAGGCUAGCAAGAACAUGGCACCCCCACCUGGGUAUGGAACUCCCAGGCUCAUAGAAAACAAGAACAAUUUGAUAUUAAAGUGUGUGAGUGUUGGGAGGCCAGGCCACAGACCUCCUCCCAUGAUGUCUGAUAAGAAAUUCACGUUUAUUUUA